This is a messenger RNA of Salmo salar (Atlantic salmon), 1788 nucleotides long. RefSeq names its product ribonuclease P/MRP 14 subunit (gene rpp14). Lineage: Eukaryota; Metazoa; Chordata; Actinopteri; Salmoniformes; Salmonidae. Gene Ontology annotation, molecular function: ribonuclease P RNA binding. Gene Ontology annotation, biological process: tRNA 5'-leader removal. Gene Ontology annotation, cellular component: nucleolus; multimeric ribonuclease P complex. The record is from RefSeq and is marked provisional.
AGUUAAGUCACGUUGGGUCUUAGCACUUAUCAACAGGCAACUUUCUUAAUACAGCCUUUUAUUAAAAAUAAAAAAAACUAAGGUUAAAGUGGAUUCAACAGCAACACGUUGACGCCGUUGGACACGCGACGCUUGUAGCCAAAUAGAAUGCGGCGCGCAGACAUAAAGGACGAACCGGCGACUUAUGAGCGACUUGUGUACAAAAACACAUCCGUUUACCACUAUAUGAGGAUCUCCCUAGUGUUAGAGAAUGAAAACACCAGACUCAGUGCAGCCCAACUGAAGCAGCUCAUCGUCUCUGGCCUCAGGGACCUGUAUGGAGAGGUUGGAAGUGCGUUCCCUUUUGAUCUGUUGAAGUUUGAUGCGAGAGCACUAACAGGCGUGCUGCGUGUGUACAACAGUGGGCUGGUGAAGUUGUGGAGUGCCCUGACACUGUUGGGAUCCUAUCAGAAUGAACGGUGCUCUUUCAGAGUUACUCAGGUGUCACCUUUCCUGUUAACUCUGUCUGGGAAUAGUCGUGAGCUGGAGCUGGAGUUGGACUGAGCAAAGCUGUUGGUUCUUGAAUCAACACAGUAACCCAUAACACUGUAAAGACAAAACAAUACUUAGAAUGAACUUCAUUUUCAGAAAUGUCUUUAGUAAACCACAUUUGUGCUCUAAUUUCAACUAUGCAGCUCUUAACUGCAUUCAAAGGUACAGGGGACCCCUGCCGUCGGUUACAUUACCCCAGCCACGUCACCUCCAUGUCGGGGAGCGGGCCUCUCUCACCAAGGCCUUCAGCGCCAGGGACGUGGCGGUCUUCGCCGAGCUCACCGGGGACGUAAACCCCAUUCACCUGGAUCCGACCUAUGCCAAGACCACGUCGUUCGAAACUCCCAUCGUCCACGGCGUACUGAUAAACGGACUGAUCUCGGCCAUUCUGGGGACCAAGAUGCCGGGGAGCGGCUGUAUCUUCCUGUACCAGGAGAUCAGGUUUCCGGCGCCGCUGUACAUCGGGGAGGAGGUUCUGGCUGAAGCCGUGGUGAAGAAGAUCAAGAUGUCGUUCGCCUUCAUCGCAGUGACUUGCUCUGUCAAAGAUAAAGUGGUCAUGGAGGGGGAGGUCAUGAUCAUGAUGCCAGAGGAUCAGCAACCAAGGGUGUGAUGAUGAUGAUGAUGAUGAUAACAGUUGGAGGGAAUAUUGUAGCCUCAAAUCCAGUCUGUUUGUGCUGACAGAGAAGGAGUGGAAUGUUAGCACAAACGUACUGUAUUUGAAGCUAGUUAGUGGAACUAUUGUCGUCUCUCUUGACAUGACAGACUUGAGCUAACGUGAGAUUUGGUUCUGGCGGCAGGGAUUUAAAAUAUGUUGUGGUAAACCUGUACUUUUUGUUUAACUGGCUUUUUGGAGAUCCUUUUUAUGUUUUUGUAUGGCUUGAGUACCUGUGUGAUAGACAAUCUAUCCGUCUCACAUCCCUCUAGGAACAGCUCAGAGGUAGUGUCUAUGUUGUGGGACUACCUCCAAAGCAUCUCCUGACAAAUGCCUGUUAAAUCAGUGGCACUGGAAUGGUCCUUGUUUUGCUCAUACUUUUCUAAUAACUGUUAUAUGGUCUUGUGCUCUUGUAUUACAAAAAAAUUGUGCACAAUGUUCUUUGGUUAAAUUAUGAUUUAUUGAAUUUGAGAACUACUUUUGUUUGAUCAAAGAUCCUUCUUAGUUGUUUUGUAAAUAAAUGACAUAAUAAAGACCUAGGUCAAUGUAUGUAGGCAUAUCUGAGUUCCAAAUAAAUUGAAUCUAAGCAUUUUCAAGGCUGCCAA